This is a messenger RNA of Effrenium voratum, 1533 nucleotides long. The record is from the annotation of a GenBank genome assembly. NCBI's taxonomy places the organism in Eukaryota, Dinophyceae, Suessiales, Symbiodiniaceae.
AUGUCCAAGCGACCUGCCCAAAGACGGCAAGGCCUGUGCAAAGUGAUGAAGACCUGCGCGCUGGUCUUGGCGAUGCUUUUCAUUGACAGUGCGCACGAGCAUUUGACCUUUGUCGGCGGCGGAUGCAAUCCAUUCCAGCCCCCCACGAGAUUCGACGCAAGACUUCCGACUAGAUUGAAAGCGCAAGUCCGCAAUGCAAGUCCCCAAAAGCGUCGGAUACUGCCACCGCUGGGCGACUCGGCAGAUGUGCAGAAGCAUGUUUUCAUUUCCCUGACAGACUACGACAAGAAAAUUGACAAGAAGCUGCGAGCACUGCCACCCAUUGGAAAGAAGUACAUGUGGAUACCUCCCUUGGGCUACACGCAAGAGCUGGAGACUCAGCUUGAGGAAGCCGGUGUUAGGCUGGACCAGAAGAGCAUCCAGUUCUUUAUGCGAUUUUGCGGUGGACAUCGUGGCAUCUUCAUCGCAGCAAUGCACUGGGUGCAGAGCAAGCAGAGCAAGCAGAGCAAGCAGAGCAAGCAGAGAAGUGGUACAGGCUGGGAUUUCCGGCAGACAGUGGGGUUUGUGCGGAAUAGCUACAAUGGAGGAGAUUGGGAUUGCGCAAGCAAUGAGAUUUUGGGAUACCUGCAGAAGAGCCGUGCAGUUAGGGUCAAUGGCUUCUACGAAGAUGUGAGCAACGUUGUGAGCUUCGAAGGAAACACAUCUGAGUUGGCGAAGGAUGGUCUUCCGGGUGAGGAGCAGUGCAACCAGGCAAUUUGCACGGUCUUGAAAGAUAUGGGAUUUCAGCCCGUUUCCACAAAGCGAUCUCGGAAGGGUGAAGGAAAUCCAGACAUUGCACUUGAAAUUGGUGGGGAGCGUUUUGUUUUGGAGGGCGUGAAACUGAAUGGAAACAUCACCGAGCACCUUCAGCGCUUCGAUAGCAAGACCAACUACAAGAACGCCAAACACAAGGCUCUUUACAUCAUCGGCAAUGACAGUGAAAGGAUGCUCGACAAGGUGAAGAAGACUACAGCUGAUGAUGUUCAAGUCAUAGGCUUAGUCCCCAACAUCGCCCACACCGCAUACACCGUCCACGUCAAGAGCAAGGGCAUCGAACGCAUCAACACCUGCAACGUGGACUGCGACCUUGUGGCAAGAAGGUUGGUGCUCAAAGACAAUGGCAAACCUGAGCUCCACAGUGUGCAGUCGCUGAAGAGCAUCAACCUGCCUCCCAAAGCUGAGACCAGACCGCCUUUUUUUGUCGGUCUUCCGGUGUUUUGUCAGCCUGCGAAGACAGAGAUGGUCUGGGUGCGAGAGUUGAAGGAGGAGAACGGCGAGUACAAGCUGGUGGGCAAUGCCCUGCCAAUCAAGCCUGUGCCGGCGAACAUCGGCUUCCUGAAGAAGGUCAUCAAGGAGGAGGCGCAGUUGCAACCGCCUGCUCACACUCUCACCGUCUACCACCUCACCGAAGGCACGUGGCAGGAGGAGAAGAAGAUGAGCGCUGCAUUGCGCCCUUCCACGGAAGAGACUCCUUACGGCUAUCUUGUACCAUAG